AUGAGCGAUGAUGAAUCGCAAAGGCCACCGCGGCCGAAGCUUCCAACGCAGCAGUUGACAAUUCUUGCUGUUGCAAGGUUUGCAGAACCCCUCGCCACGACCUCUAUAUAUCCAUAUCUUCCCCAGAUGGUCCGCGAUUUUGGCGUCGAAGAAACCGAAGUCGCAAAGUGGGCUGGCAUUACCUCGGCCGUUUUCUCAGUCUUCCAGAGCUUCUCUGCCGUGCCUUGGGGGAAGAUAGCAGACUCGUGGGGGAGGAAACCAAGCCUGAUCACCGGCUUGGUGUGCACAAUGGCCUGCUUUCUUGUGUGGGGACUGUCAACCAGCUUGCCCAUGGCUAUUACCGUGCGUGCCAUUCAGGGAGCCAGCAACGGAAACAUUGGGAUCAUUCGAACCAUGGUGGCCGAACUGGUGCCCGAGAAAGAGCUUCAACCCAGGGCAUUUUCUAUCAUGCCCCUCGUCUGGGCAUUGGGCUCAGUGGUUGGCCCAGCAUUUGGCGGAUUCUUUGCCGAUCCUGCCAGACAAUAUCCUUCGUUGUUUGGGGGUGUGUGGUUCUUUGAGAAAUUUCCAUAUGCUCUACCCAACUUGAUUGCUACCGUCUUCUUCCUCGUCUCCGUCACGGGCGCGACGCUUUUCCUCAAGGAAACACUUGCUGGGAAACGAGAUGAACGAGACUGGGGACUGUUGUGGGGCAAACGUCUUGGCCGAGCAUUGAAAUGGGACAAGACACAGGACAGGCGACGCAGAUCUUUUGUAGAUGGCGAGGCUACCGCACCUCUUGUUCCCAGCCAAAUUCGGCCCAAGAAACCACGCGACUUGCCAACCCCCGGUUCCCCAGAGAUCUUUACCAAGCAAACCGUGUUGAUUAUCCUGGCAUACUUCUUCCUUGCUUUGCACUCUGUGGCCUUUGAUCAAAAUGUCACAGUUUUUCUAAACUACCCUGUAAUGGAGCACACUCCUGAAAACACAAAACUCCCCUUCUACUUCAACGGCGGGUUCGGCCUGGGGUCGGGUACCAUUGGAACCAUAUUCAUGCUGUAUGGAAUCACAUGUGGUCUUGUCCAGUUUAUCCUCUUCUCUCCCAUGGUCACGCGAUGGGGUGUUCUGAAUUGCUAUAAAACCUGUUGUGAGGAAACCCUCUCCCGCACAUUCAACUGCAAACUUUUGGCCAACAGACUGACGGCGUUAGGUGUCAUCAUGCCCAUUGCCUACAUCCUCACGCCAUAUACAUCGUUAUUUCCGACAUCCGAAUCGCGACUCUUGGCCCUUGCCUUCGUCCUCGCGCUCAAGGCGUUCUCGAUCAUCGUUGCUUUCCCCUCAGUCACCAUCCUGCUCACCAACUCGGCCAAGUCGUUGAGAAUCUUGGGUACUUUGAAUGGCUUCGUCACCAUGUUCAGUGGUUUCGGCAGAGCGCUGGGUCCUGCGAGUACUGGGCUUGCCUUCACCUGGGGAGCUAAGAAUGGAUACGUCGUCACAGCAUACUUUUUUCUGGCUGCCAUGGCUGUUCUAGGCGCCAUUCCCGUCUUCUGGGUUGUCGAGGGUAACGGUCCGACCGCUUCUGCUGAGGACAGCGAUGCCGAGGAUAAUGAAACCCUGGUCAAUAGCAGCCGCGUUCUUGCAGAUGAAUCUGCGAUCGACGACUCUGCCAUCGAAUCAGAAGAGUCAGAACCCUUGCUUGCAAGCCCCAAAAGCGGAGCGGCCUCUACUGCUCGCCAAAACUAA
Messenger RNA from Metarhizium album ARSEF 1941, 1719 nucleotides. RefSeq names its product Major Facilitator Superfamily protein. Gene Ontology annotation, biological process: transmembrane transport. NCBI's taxonomy places the organism in Eukaryota, Fungi, Ascomycota, Sordariomycetes, Hypocreales, Clavicipitaceae. The transcript is spliced from 4 exons. The record is from RefSeq and is a predicted model, not a curated record. The coding region runs from base 1 to 1719 and encodes 572 amino acids. Gene Ontology annotation, molecular function: transmembrane transporter activity.